UGCCGUUUCCAGGCUCUCGCCAUUUGGGGUAAAAACGCUCUCUUUCCCCCCUCCUCCUAUCUCUCUCUUUCUCACGCCUCUUUAUCUUCUUCCUCUAAAUUUAGCAACCCUCCUCACCUUUCCCAAGUUUAACAGGGAACCCAAAAAGAGCCAAAGAGAGCUCCUUCUCAGCGAGAGAAAACAGAGAUUUUUUGUAUUGAUAAAAAAUCAGUUUGGUUUUCUAGGCUUUUGAGGUUUCGAUCAAUUGGGUUUGUGCGUUUUGAGGCUCUCGAGAAUGGGUAGAGGCAAGAUUGAGAUCAAGAGGAUCGAGAAUGCGAAUAGCAGGCAAGUCACAUUCUCAAAGAGACGUGCUGGCCUGCUCAAGAAGGCUCAGGAACUCGCUAUUCUCUGCGAUGCCGAGGUCGCUGUUAUUAUCUUUUCCAACACUGGAAAACUCUUUGAGUUUUCCAGUUCUGGUAUGAAUGCAACACUUUCAAGGUACAAGAAGUGUCUAGAUUCUCCUGAGGCUGCUAUGGUAGAAUACGGAGCAGAGAAGCAAGACCCAAAGGAGGUGGAUGUUCUAAAAGACGAAAUUGCAAAGCUACACAUCAAACAGUUACGGUUGUUGGGCAAGGAUCUGACUGGCGUGGGCUUAAAAGAAUUGCAGCACCUUGAACAGCAAUUAAGUGAAGGAUUAUUGUCAGUGAAGGAGAGGAAGGAGCAAUUACUGAUGGAGCAGCUGGAGCAAUCUAGAAUGCAGGAGCAGCGGACUAUGUUGGAGAAUGAGACUUUGAGGAGACAGGUUGAGGAGCUUCGAGGUUUUUUUCCACCAGCUGACCACCCUGUCUCAUCUUAUCUCGAAUAUUACCCUGUGGAAAGGAAAAAUAGCUUUGCAAACCACAGUGUUGCCAGUCCUGACGUGUGCUGCAAUUACCGAUUUGUGAAAGAAGAUUCAGACACUACCUUGCAUUUAGGGCUGCCAAUUGAUGUUUAUCACAAGACAAAGGAACCAGAGAGAGACGCCCUUUCUAAUAACAGAGGGAGCCAAAUGGGCCUCUUCUGAUAUCUUUAUUCCAGGCCAUCUCCUUUUGCUUUCAAUAUAACUGAUACAACUGACUUCAUAGUUCAUACAGUUGACUCUAGUUUAGCAGUUUUUGUUGAUGCUCCAUUUUAUGCCAUAUAAAAUAUAAAAGAAGAAGAAGAAGAAGAAAGAGAAUAGUGGGAUCCCUAGCUGAUUCCAAAAUCAUCAAAUUGGAGAUAGGAGGCUUGGCUAAUUGGGAGGCAAAAUGUCGUAGCUCUAGUUUCACUAGUCUUUAUGGCAACGUUGAUAUAAUUUGCAAAGUAUAUUAGCUUUC
Juglans microcarpa x Juglans regia is the source of this 1334-nucleotide messenger RNA. RefSeq names its product agamous-like MADS-box protein AGL15. Gene Ontology annotation, cellular component: nucleus. The coding region runs from base 275 to 1042 and encodes 255 amino acids. Gene Ontology annotation, molecular function: DNA-binding transcription factor activity, RNA polymerase II-specific; RNA polymerase II cis-regulatory region sequence-specific DNA binding; protein dimerization activity. The record is from RefSeq and is a predicted model, not a curated record. The transcript is spliced from 8 exons. Gene Ontology annotation, biological process: positive regulation of transcription by RNA polymerase II. Lineage: Eukaryota; Viridiplantae; Streptophyta; Magnoliopsida; Fagales; Juglandaceae.